Messenger RNA from Aethalodelphis obliquidens (Pacific white-sided dolphin), 3029 nucleotides. RefSeq names its product cytoplasmic polyadenylation element binding protein 1 (gene CPEB1). NCBI's taxonomy places the organism in Eukaryota, Metazoa, Chordata, Mammalia, Artiodactyla, Delphinidae. Gene Ontology annotation, cellular component: synapse; neuron projection; cytoplasm. The record is from RefSeq and is a predicted model, not a curated record. Gene Ontology annotation, biological process: negative regulation of cytoplasmic translation. The transcript is spliced from 11 exons. Gene Ontology annotation, molecular function: mRNA 3'-UTR binding; translation factor activity, RNA binding; ribosome binding. Bases 221 to 1681 code for a protein of 486 amino acids.
CUGCGUCUAGGAGGAAGACGCAGGAAGGAUAAAAGAUUGCUGGGACAAUCAGGAAGCACCUGCGCUCUCCACGUGUAGCAAUGCCAAUAUCUUUCGAAGGAUAAAUGCCAUAUUGGAUAAUUCUCUGGAUUUCAGUAGAGUCUGCACUACACCUGUAAAUCGAGGAAUCCAUGAUCAUUUGCCAGACUUCCAGGACUCUGAAGAAACAGUUACAAGCAGGAUGCUUUUCCCCACCUCUGCGCAAGAUUCUUCCCGUGGCCUCCCAGAUGCAAAUGACUUGUGCCUUGGCCUGCAGUCCCUCAGUCUCACAGGCUGGGACCGACCCUGGAGCACCCAGGACUCAGAUUCUUCAGCCCAGAGCAGCACACACUCAGUAUUGAGCAUGCUCCACAAUCCAUUGGGCAGUGUCCUGGGGAAACCCCCCUUGAGCUUCCUGCCUCUGGACCCCCUUGGAUCUGACUUGGUGGACAAGUUUCCAGCACCCUCCGUUAGAGGAUCCCGCCUGGACACCCGGCCCAUCCUGGACUCCCGUUCUAGCAGCCCCUCUGACUCAGACACCAGUGGCUUCAGCUCUGGAUCAGAUCAUCUCUCAGAUUUGAUUUCAAGCCUCCGAAUUUCUCCUCCCCUGCCCUUCCUGUCUCUGACGGGGGGUGGUCCCAGAGACCCUUUAAAGAUGGGGGUUGGGUCCCGGCUGGACCAAGAGCAAGCUGCUCUGGCUGCAGUCACGCCCUCCCCAACCAGCGCAUCAAAGAGAUGGCCAGGAGCUUCUGUGUGGCCGUCCUGGGACCUCCUUGAAGCCCCCAAAGACCCCUUCAGCAUAGAGAGAGAGGCCAGGCUACACAGGCAAGCUGCAGCUGUGAAUGAAGCCACCUGUACCUGGAGUGGCCAGCUUCCUCCCCGGAACUACAAGAACCCCAUCUACUCUUGCAAGGUGUUCCUAGGAGGUGUCCCUUGGGAUAUUACGGAAGCUGGAUUGGUUAACACCUUCCGUGUUUUUGGCUCUUUGAGUGUGGAGUGGCCUGGUAAGGAUGGCAAGCACCCCCGGUGUCCUCCCAAAGGGUAUGUAUAUCUGGUCUUCGAACUAGAGAAGUCUGUCCGGGCCUUGCUUCAGGCUUGCUCUCAUGACCCGCUGAGCCCAGAUGGCCUGAGUGAAUAUUACUUCAAGAUGUCCAGCCGGAGGAUGCGCUGCAAGGAGGUACAAGUGAUCCCCUGGGUCUUGGCCGACAGCAACUUUGUUCAGAGCCCAUCUCAGAGACUUGACCCCAGCAGGACGGUAUUUGUUGGUGCUCUGCACGGGAUGCUGAAUGCCGAGGCCCUGGCAGCCAUUCUGAACGACCUAUUUGGUGGUGUGGUGUAUGCUGGGAUUGACACAGAUAAGCACAAGUAUCCCAUUGGGUCUGGUCGCGUGACUUUCAAUAACCAACGUAGUUACCUGAAAGCAGUCAGUGCUGCUUUUGUGGAGAUCAAAACCACCAAGUUCACCAAGAAGGUUCAGAUUGACCCCUACUUAGAAGAUUCUCUGUGUCAUAUCUGCAGUUCUCAGCCUGGUCCUUUUUUCUGUCGAGAUCAGGUGUGCUUCAAGUACUUCUGCCGGAGCUGCUGGCACUGGCGGCACAGCAUGGAGGGCCUGCGCCAUCACAGCCCCCUGAUGCGGAACCAGAAGAACCGAGAUUCCAGCUAGAGGAGCUGGCCUUGCCCAGUGGCCUGUGGCGCCUGAGGCUGGCAGGUCAGGCAGUAGCCUGCACCACCCUGCUGCCACUGGCCACCAGGGAGCUGGCUUCCCGAGGACAAGGGAAAAUCGUAGUCACCUUUGCACUUGCUGAAUCUGUCUUUGUUUCUGCACUAAUUAAUGCACAAUGAGUUUUGUCGGAUUUUGUUUUCAGGGGGUGUACCAGGGCAAGGACCCUUAGGCUCACCCUCCAAGCGACUCUGUAGUUUUCCCAGAUUUUAGUUCCUCAUUUUGCCGAUGAAAAAGCAAAAAAGAACUACGUGUCCAGAAGGUAUUGACACGAUGCCUACAUCUAGGUUUAUUUAUUAAAAGCGCUUUUUUACAUUCCUUGCAAUACUGAUGGUGAUGAUGUGCAGGUCUCAUUGGUUUCAUUCUUGCAGUUGCCAUACAGUGCCUUUCCAUUUAUUUAACCCCCACCUGAACGGCAUAAACUGAGUGUUCAGCUGGUGUUUUUUACUGUAAACAACAAGGAGACUUUGCUCUUCAUUUAAACCAAAAUCAUAUUUCAUAUUUUACGCUCGAGGGUUUUUACCGGUUCCUUUUUACACUCCUUAAAACAGUUUUUAAGUCGUUUGGAACAAGAGAUUUUUUUUUCUUUCCUGGCAGCUUUUAACAUUAUAGCAAAUUUGUGUCUGGGGACUGCUGGUCACUGUUUCUCAGAGUUGCAAAUCAAGGCAUUUGCAACCAAGAAAAAAAAAUUUUUUUGGAUUUGAAACUGGACCGGAUAAACGGUGUUUGAGUGGCUGCUGUAUAUAGUUUUAAAUGGUUUAUUGCACCUUCUUAAGUUGCACUUACUUGGGGGGGGGAGGGUUGAUAGAAGUUUUUAAUCACAAAGUCACAGGACUUUUUUCUUUUGUAACUGAGCUAAAAAGGGCUGCUUUUUGGUGGGGGCAGAUGAAGGCUCACAGGAGCCCUUUCUCUCAGAGGGGACAAGUACCCUUCCCUUAUUUCUUUCAUUUGAGAAAUGUAUGAAGCAACAGUUGCAGUUGACUGAAAUGCUACUGGAAUUUGAAAACUUGACUUUUUCUUUUCUUUUUUUUUUUUUUUUUUUAAAAAAAAAGACUUGCCCCUCUUUGGGAAGCUGUGUGCCAAAGAACCAGUGUCAUAACCCCCCCUCCUCCCUCCUGCUGAGCUGACGUUGCAUUGUUGCAUAUCCCAGCUACUCUGUGGGUUUUGUGAAGCUGUGUGUGAAGUCUCUACCUCAUUGUAGUAUAUGCAGGCAAGACUGCACUCUCCUACAGAUGUGUGGAGUAAGCUGUGGUGUAGUUUUUUUGGCACAUAAUAAACACGUUGCAGCAGA